Cryptosporidium muris RN66 is the source of this 1746-nucleotide messenger RNA. RefSeq names its product major facilitator superfamily transporter. The coding region runs from base 1 to 1746 and encodes 581 amino acids. Gene Ontology annotation, molecular function: transmembrane transporter activity. Lineage: Eukaryota; Apicomplexa; Conoidasida; Eucoccidiorida; Cryptosporidiidae. The transcript has a single exon. Gene Ontology annotation, biological process: transmembrane transport. The record is from RefSeq and is a predicted model, not a curated record.
AUGGAAGAUGAAGUCUUGGGGAGUUCAUCUAAAGUUCCGCCUAUACUCUGUGGGCGGGCUGGUGGUUACCAUAUUUUAAGUGUUAUGCUUGGAAUCAAGUAUUUUAUUAAAGAUAUGUAUGCGAAUGGUCAAAUGAGUAUAAAUAUAAAGAGAUUAACUCCCUUAUUGGGAGGUUUUUGUCUAAAUAUUGCACUUGGAAUGGUAUACUCAAUGGGUAAUGUUUCUAUGUAUGUUGCCUCCUAUAUGCGUUGGAGAAAUCCAAAUAGCCCUAAAGUAACAUUGACUGAUAUAUCGUGGGUCUAUACAUUAAAUGUAGCCUUAUUAGGAAUUAUGCUUCCUUUUGGAGGUUAUAUUAAUAAUAAAUUAGGUGUAAGACUUUCUCUAUAUAUCUCCUGCUUCUUAUUUACUUCAAGUACAUUUAUAGCAUCUUAUGUAGUAUCAUCAUAUACUGGUUUUUUAAUUACUUUUGGUUGUAUUAUUGGUAUAGCGGAUGGUUUUGCUUUUAAUUUACCACAAUAUUGUGCUUUUAAGUAUUGGCCUAAUCAUAUGGGAUUAGUAUCUAGUUUUGUUAUUUCUGGCUUAGCUCUAAGUCCAGUAAUAUUUUCACCUAUACAAACUAGGUUAGUAAAUCCGCUAAAUAUGAUGCCAAAUUUAAUAGAUGGUAGUUCAAUGUAUUAUAAUCAAGAUGAAAUUUUAAUGAGAGUACCUUAUAUGUUUACAAUUAUGGGAUAUAUAAUCUUUCUACUAUGUGCAAUAGCAAUAUUAACUCUCAAAGAACCUGAUGAAGACUAUGAAGUUUCUAUAAAGUAUAAUGAAGUACAGGAAUCUCCUAUAAUCUCAAGUAAUUUGUUUAGACAAGAUUCUAAUAUUGUAAAUAAGAAUUCACCUUUUGAUAAUGAAUGUAAAGAAGAAAAUAUUAAAUAUACAAUAAGACAAAUAUAUGAGAAUAUAACAACCCCUACUUCUACUAUCUCAACAAUACCUGGAUCUAUUGAUAUACCAAUAAUUGAUGAUAUGAAAAAAGAUAUUUUUCCUAUUUUAAUAAUAGAAGAUAAUAAAAGUAGUCCAAUUAUACAAAAUCUUACCAAUGAUCUGAAUGAUUUUAGUUUCUCUAAAGAACUCUUUAUUAUUAAGGGUUUAAUUUAUGAAGAACAAUUUUGGGUUAUAUUUUGUCUAUUUUUCUCUUUUUCACAAUUUGUACAUUUCCUUGCAUCAUGGUGGAAAGUUAUUGGUAUUGUAAAUAUUGGAAUAUCAGAUGAUAUAUUAGCUACAUAUGGAACUUUAGUAACUGCAGGUACAAAUAUUCUUGGAAGAUUAGUUUAUGGAUAUUUUUUAGAUAAGUAUAAGGGGAAAUUUUGUUUUAAAAUAAUAUCAAUUCUUUGUUUAAUAUUUAUGUUUAUUCUUCUUUUAUCUAUUAAGAUUCAGAAUUCUUAUAUGUAUUUGAUAACACUUGGAGUAUUAUUCUUCCAUAUAGGUGCUGGCUUUGUUAUGUUUCCACCAAUUACUGCUAUGUCAUUUGGAGUAAAAUAUUUCUCAUUUAUAUAUGGACUUAUAUAUAUUGGAAGGACAUUUGGAGUUCUAUUUAAUUCAUUUCUAACAUCUUUAUUACUCAGUUCAAUAGGUGUAGAAUCAUGUAGUUUAGUCAUUAUUGGUUUUACUCUCUUAUUCUCAUUAUUAUGUUUGAGAAUAUGUGACAAUCAUUCGUGCCAGUGUGUGAAUUUACAAGAUACAUUAUUCCUCCCAUAA